GAAAAGAAAGGAGAUGGCAUGAACUAAAGAAAUGAUAUAGCAAAAGGAGAAGGAGGAGGAAAGAAGUAAAUUAGAAAGUAGAGCUGAUAUGUUUAAAGCAGGGAGCGAAAGAGUGAAAAUAGAUGAAGGGGAAUUAGGAGAAAAGAUGUCAGCUGAGAUACAAAUAGUGCGAAUAGACUGAUAUUGGAAAGGAUACAGGAUAGAAUACCUGAACUGGGAGUUCUCUGCAGAAGGCCUCAGCAUUUGGGUGAACUUCGAAUCAUGACCUCCUACAUCAUCUCAGGCUCUCUGUAGCUGCCAGCUUUACCAUGGAGAAACUAUUGCCACUGACUGCAGGGGAAAGUGAGCCCAUUGUCCACUGUGGGGGACAUUCCCACAAGGACUGUUGUGAGCGGGUGGUGAUAAAUGUUUCUGGCCUACGAUUUGAGACCCAAGUAAAGACCUUGAGACAGUUCCCCGAUACUUUACUGGGUGAUCCUCUGCGCCGUUUGCAAUAUUACGACCCAUUGCGUAAUGAAUACUUCUUUGAUCGCAACCGGCCUUCCUUUGACUCUAUUCUGUAUUAUUACCAAUCUGGAGGACGGCUUCGAAGACCAAUCAAUGUCCCUCUUGAUGUUUUUUUGGAGGAACUCAAAUUCUAUCAGCUGGGUGAAGAAGCUCUGUCCAAAUUUCGUGAUGAUGAAGGAUUCAUCAAGGAAGAAGAGCAACCUAUGCCUGAGAGAGAGUUCUUCAAACAAGUGUGGCUGCUCUUUGAACAUCCAGAGAGCUCCCAAGCUGCCCGCAUCAUUGCAAUCAUUUCCGUUAUGGUCAUUCUUAUCUCCAUUGUGAUUUUUUGCCUGGAGACUUUACCUGAGUUUCGGGACGAGAGUGACGUGUCUUUGCCACUUGUCCAUCAUCAUUUGAAUAGCAGUGUGACGCACCCAAUGCCACCAAAGACUCAUUCUGAAGAUCCCUUCUUCAUUGUGGAAACCAUUUGCAUCUGUUGGUUCUCCUUUGAACUCCUGGUGCGAUUCAUAGCCUGCCCAAGUAAGCCAGCUUUCUUCAAGAAUAUCAUGAACAUGAUUGAUUUUAUAGCCAUCAUACCUUACUUUGUUGCCCUUGGUACAGAGUUUGCACGCCAGCGUGGGGUAAGCCAACCUGCCAUGUCCUUGGCUAUCCUCAGAGUCAUCCGGUUGGUGAGAGUCUUUAGAAUCUUCAAACUCUCCAGACACUCCAAAGGAUUGCAAAUCCUAGGCCAGACGCUUAAAGCCAGCAUGAGGGAGCUGGGCUUGCUCAUCUUCUUCCUCUUCAUUGGGGUCAUCUUGUUCUCCAGUGCUGUCUAUUUUGCAGAAGCUGAUUACGGACAGUCAAAUUUCUCCAGCAUCCCUUCUGCCUUCUGGUGGGCUGUGGUUACCAUGACGACUGUGGGAUAUGGUGACAUGUACCCUGAAACUAUUGGAGGCAAAAUUGUGGGGUCUCUUUGUGCCAUUGCUGGAGUACUCACCAUCUCGCUUCCAGUACCUGUCAUUGUCUCCAACUUCAGCUACUUUUAUCACCGAGAAACUGAUUGUGAGGAUCAAGGUCAAUACACCCACAUUACAACAUGCCCAUAUACCCCACCACCAUCCCCAGAACUUGCUGCCAUCCAAAGGAAAGUUCAUAGCCAUGAGAAAGCUCUACAUAGGGAGAAACAUGGGGAUAAAGAACUUAUUGUACCCAGUUCAGAAUUUCUAGAUGGUAUGGUGCUUACAGGCAAUUCAGAAGUGCCCAACAAACGUCUUGUGACCCAAGUGUGAUCAUCUCAUCCACCCAAGCAAUUCUUGCCUGCUAGAUGCCUUUCCUUACCUCACCUCAGCAUAUUGAACUUGAAAGUUCUGCAUAAUAAGGCCAUGAGCCAGAAGUCUGAUCUGUUGUUGUGCUUAAAAACUAGUAAUGGGUUCAAUGAUAUGCUUCACAUUAAUUUAGAGGGGAGGGUUUGGAAUGGGACUAAUUACAAUGAGCUGCCAAAGGAUCAGACUAUAUAGUAAGAAAAAUGAAUUAAAUUGCAAAGAGGCAGUUCAACAAACAUCUGUUCUGCCAUAUUGUUCUUUUGUAAGUUGGAGUUGCAAUCAGUCAUGAAAAAGGGUUUUCUUUCUGCUU
Molecule: messenger RNA, 2118 nt
Organism: Protobothrops mucrosquamatus (brown spotted pit viper)
Lineage: Eukaryota; Metazoa; Chordata; Lepidosauria; Squamata; Viperidae
Gene: KCNA7
Product: potassium voltage-gated channel subfamily A member 7
Exons: 2
Coding region: 309-1775 (488 amino acids)
Biological process (GO): potassium ion transmembrane transport; protein homooligomerization
Cellular component (GO): voltage-gated potassium channel complex; membrane
Molecular function (GO): protein binding; delayed rectifier potassium channel activity
Source: RefSeq, a predicted model, not a curated record